AUGACUUUCCCGCUGGGAGAGGUUGGAGAGAGAAAAGAACGCGAGAGAGGAGGAGCCCGCGCCCGGCCCCGCGCACCUCGCACCUCCCGCUCAGGUUCCGAGUCCUCGUCGGCCUCGCGCUCCCGCUUCACCCGCACCACCGGGACUACCGGCGUCGGGGCCUCGCGCGCGCUCGCCGGCUCGACCUCCCGCUUCACGCGCACUGGGCUGCUCCGGAAGCUCGGCCCGAGCUGCUUCGCGACUCGGACUCGCGCUUCCCGCGGGUGGAACCGCGAGAAUCCCGCUUGGACCGGCUGGACAUCGCCACUACCGGCCGAGUCGCCGGGCGCAGCCUCCAGACAAGACCGAGCGCGCGGCAAGCAGCCAAUAAGAAGCGGCGCUGUUAUGGAGGCCAAGGAUCUCUACGAGUCGCCGACGGGGACAAAUCACGCCGCAGAGAACUUCAAGGAAGUACUGCCUUUUGUGGUUUCUUUGCUGCUGCGUGCGCACCGGGGACCGAAGCUGUCGUUGGAUCCCCGGUGUCUUCAAGACACUUUGUGUCCCGAAACCACAAUUGGGAGGUCGUCUCCAGUCUCCGCGCCUCAAAGAUCAACACCCCUGCACAGAACCAGGCGACAUUCCCAAGUCAUACCCUUCUUGCAGCAACCUGGCGACUCUAAUUCCACAUUUAGAGGAAUCACAGAAAAAUGCGAAUGACGAGCAGAGAGAAACUAGAGAGUGGAGCCAAUAUAGCCGAAGCUUCAGGACCUUUGACUUUCAUGACCCCUUCCACAACCCUAAACUACUUUACAGUUCUACUAAGGUGUGAUUGAUAUACAAUAAAAAGCGCGUUUAAAGUGUUCA
This is a messenger RNA of Bubalus bubalis (water buffalo), 843 nucleotides long. RefSeq lists its product as uncharacterized. The record is from RefSeq and is a predicted model, not a curated record. The transcript has 3 exons. Bases 1 to 696 code for a protein of 231 amino acids. Lineage: Eukaryota; Metazoa; Chordata; Mammalia; Artiodactyla; Bovidae.